GCCCAGGUGAGGCGGGGCCGGACGCGCUCCCGGCUCGCAGGGAAAUCCCGCCCUCUGAACAAUGAAGAUCUUAGACCCUGGCUAACUCUGAGUCCUGCAAACCCCGCGUGGAUCCUUCCUGGCUCCCCUGGAGCAGAUGCUGAGGCUCUCUGGAGGGGCCUGCAGUCACUCACAGUGCCUGUGUGAGAGCAGAGGGAGCUCCCAGCCACCGUGUGCCCGAGAGCCGAGCCAUGCUGGGCCGGAGGAGCCGCCUGCCCCCCGAGCUGAGCGGCGCCCGGCAGCGGGAGCAGCCCUGCCCGGAGGCCGUGCCCCUGCGGGCCCGGGCAGCCAGGGACAGCAGGGACAGCAGGGACACGGAUGUCAGCCUGGAGGUGUUCAGUGGCUCCACGCCCGAGAUCAAAGCUGGCCGCGGCCGAGCGCAGCAGAUGCGGGACAGGAAAGGGCGCAAGGCCGAGCUCAAGGACCCCAACGGCCGAGAGGCAGAGACCAUCACCUUCAUCUCCGGGACAGCAGAGGCUCCCCCAAACCAGAGCCUUUGCUGCUCCUCCCUGUCUCAGGCCUGGAACACGUACAAGGCUGUUUUCUGUUGCAUAGUGACGUGUGGGGGCUGCUUCCAGGACUGCAGUGUCUGCAUUCCCUACCCGGGGCCCGCCGAGACCUCCACGGAUGAUGGGAAGAACGGAGACUACAACGGGCGGCUGCCAAACAGCCCCGCCAACACCUCUCCUGCUGAGAAGAACGGGAACCAGAUCAAAAAGUCCAGCAUGGGCAGCAGUUUCAGUUACCCAGACGUGAAGCUGAAGGGCAUCCCUGUCUAUCCAAACAGGAACACCAACCACCACCCGGAAUCUGAUUCCUGCUGCAAGGAGCUGCUGGAGAAGCCCUUCAGGAACAGCAUAGAAAAGCCACCGCUCCCCAGCAGCCACCGGAGCUCGGAGGAGUACUAUUCCUUCCACGAGUCCGACGUGGACAUCAGCGAGCUGAACGGCUCCAUGUCCAGCCGGCAGAUCGACGUCCUGAUCUUCAAGAAGCUCACCGAGCUCUUCAGCGUCCACCAGAUCGACGAGCUGGCCAAGUGCACCUCGGACACCGUCUUCCUGGAGAAGACCAACAAGAUCUCGGACCUCAUCAACAGCAUAACUCAGGACUACAACCUGGACGAGCAGGACGCCGAGUGCCGGCUGGUGCGGGGCAUCAUCCGCAUCAGCACGCGCAAGAGCCGCGUGCGGCCCCACAUCUCCCUGCCCGCCAGCCAGGCCCACGAGGAGAAAUCCAGCCGGGGCACGGCGCCCGACAGCGGCAACGAGACCAUGCUGGAGUCCAUGGUCAUCAGCCAGGACGAGCUGGCCGUGCAGAUCUCGGAGGAGACCCCGGCGGAUGUGAUGGCCAGGAACAUGAGGCGGCACAGCAGCGCAGGCUCUCCAACCAGCAGAGAUUCCUCCUUCCAGGACACAGAGACUGACUCGUCCGGGGCUCCUCUGCUCCAGGUGUACUGUUAAAGGACCCGAGCUGCAGGGAGGCAUUCCAGGCCUUUGCUGCAGUCACAAUCCUGCUCCUUCCAUGUGGAGUGUGCUGUGCCACGUUGGAUUUUUUUUCCCCUGUC
Molecule: messenger RNA, 1603 nt
Organism: Motacilla alba alba
Lineage: Eukaryota; Metazoa; Chordata; Aves; Passeriformes; Motacillidae
Product: keratinocyte differentiation factor 1-like
Exons: 5
Coding region: 231-1499 (422 amino acids)
Biological process (GO): keratinocyte development; regulation of epidermal cell division
Cellular component (GO): cell junction
Source: RefSeq, a predicted model, not a curated record